This is a messenger RNA of Myodes glareolus (Bank vole), 3568 nucleotides long. It is a transcript of the gene Ddx46, whose product is annotated as DEAD-box helicase 46. NCBI's taxonomy places the organism in Eukaryota, Metazoa, Chordata, Mammalia, Rodentia, Cricetidae. The record is from RefSeq and is a predicted model, not a curated record. Gene Ontology annotation, molecular function: nucleic acid binding; RNA helicase activity; ATP binding.
GCGCAUCCUGUUUUCGUUGGCUGCACUCUGAUGGCGGUCCCUGCCGGAGCUCUGUCCAGUGCGUAGGGCCGGUCCUCGCUCGGCACCGGGAGGGCUUGGCGCCCCCCUCCUUUGUCCUCUUGUCAAGCCUGCACAUCGUCUCCCAGGGCGCAGAACUUCUGGUGACCGGCAGCAUGGGCCGGGAGUCUCGUCACUACCGCAAACGAUCGGCAUCACGAGGACGUUCUGGAAGUCGGUCUAGGAGUCGCUCACCCUCUGACAAAAGAAGUAAACGUGGAGAUGACAGACGCUCUCGGAGUAGAGACAGAGACAGAAGGAGAGAGAGGUCUCGCAGCAGGGACAAAAGAAGAUCACGGUCCAGGGACAGGAAGCGCCUGAGGCGCUCCAGAAGUAGAGAGCGAGACAGAAGCCGAGAGCGAAGAAGAUCUCGGAGCCGAGAUAGGAGACGCUCAAGGAGUAGAAGCCGGGGCCGGCGAUCCCGGUCCUCCAGUCCUGGCAGCAAAAGCAAGAAGGCUGAGAAUAGGUCUAGAUCCAAAGAGAAAGCAGACGGUGGGGACAGUUCUAAAGAGAAGAAAAAGGACAAAGACGACAAGGAAGAUGAGAAGGAGAAGGAUGCUGGGAACUUUGACCAGAAUAAGCUGGAGGAAGAAAUGAGAAAACGAAAAGAAAGAGUUGAAAAAUGGCGAGAAGAACAGCGUAAAAAGGCCAUGGAAAACAUAGGGGAAUUGAAGAAGGAAAUUGAGGAAAUGAAACAAGGGAAAAAGUGGAGUUUAGAAGAUGAUGAUGAUGAUGAAGAUGAUCCUGCAGAAGCUGAAAAGGAAGGAAAUGAAAUGGAGGGUGAGGAGUUAGAUCCAUUAGAUGCCUACAUGGAGGAAGUGAAAGAAGAAGUGAAGAAGUUUAACAUGAGGAGUGUGAAAGGCGGUGCAGGCAAUGAGAAGAAGUCUGGGCCAACCGUCACCAAAGUGGUUACUGUCGUAACAACCAAAAAAGCAGUAGUGGAUUCUGAUAAGAAGAAGGGAGAGCUGAUGGAGAAUGACCAGGAUGCCAUGGAGUAUUCUUCAGAGGAGGAGGAAGUUGAUCUUCAGACAGCCUUGACAGGCUACCAGACAAAACAGAGAAAACUUCUAGAACCAGUUGAUCAUGGAAAAAUUGAGUAUGAACCAUUCAGAAAAAAUUUUUAUGUUGAAGUUCCAGAACUAGCAAAAAUGUCUCAGGAGGAGGUGAAUGUGUUUCGAUUGGAAAUGGAGGGCAUUACAGUUAAAGGAAAAGGUUGUCCCAAACCAAUUAAGUCGUGGGUCCAGUGUGGAAUUUCCAUGAAGAUACUAAACUCCCUCAAAAAGCAUGGCUAUGAGAAGCCCACACCAAUCCAAACUCAAGCAAUUCCUGCUAUAAUGUCUGGACGAGAUUUAAUUGGCAUUGCCAAGACAGGAAGUGGAAAAACCAUUGCCUUUCUUUUGCCCAUGUUUAGACACAUCAUGGAUCAGAGAUCUUUAGAAGAAGGAGAGGGGCCAAUAGCUGUCAUCAUGACUCCAACUCGAGAACUGGCUUUACAGAUCACUAAAGAAUGUAAGAAGUUUUCGAAGACCUUGGGACUCAGAGUGGUCUGUGUGUACGGAGGGACAGGAAUCAGCGAGCAGAUCGCUGAGCUGAAAAGAGGUGCUGAGAUUAUUGUUUGCACACCUGGUCGGAUGAUUGACAUGUUAGCAGCUAACAGUGGUCGGGUCACAAAUCUCCGAAGAGUGACAUAUGUUGUUUUAGAUGAAGCAGACAGAAUGUUUGACAUGGGGUUUGAACCACAGGUCAUGCGCAUUGUGGAUAAUGUUCGUCCUGAUCGGCAGACAGUUAUGUUUUCAGCUACUUUCCCUAGAGCUAUGGAGGCUUUGGCCCGCAGGAUCCUGAGCAAGCCCAUUGAAGUUCAGGUUGGGGGAAGGAGUGUGGUUUGCUCAGAUGUGGAACAACAAGUGAUUGUGAUUGAAGAAGAAAAGAAAUUCUUGAAGUUACUGGAGCUUUUAGGCCAUUAUCAAGAGUCGGGAUCUGUCAUUAUAUUUGUUGAUAAGCAGGAGCAUGCUGAUGGUCUCCUGAAGGACUUGAUGAGAGCGUCUUACCCCUGCAUGUCUCUUCAUGGCGGUAUUGAUCAAUACGACAGGGACAGCAUCAUAAAUGACUUUAAGAAUGGAACCUGCAAACUUCUCGUAGCCACGUCAGUGGCUGCUCGAGGUCUAGAUGUGAAACACCUGAUUCUUGUAGUAAAUUACAGCUGUCCCAACCAUUAUGAAGAUUAUGUGCACAGAGCUGGACGGACUGGAAGGGCAGGCAACAAAGGCUAUGCCUACACUUUCAUCACAGAAGAUCAAGCUCGCUAUGCUGGUGACAUAAUUAAAGCUCUUGAAUUGUCAGGGACGGCAGUGCCUCCCGACCUGGAAAAGCUCUGGAGUGACUUCAAAGAUCAGCAGAAAGCAGAAGGAAAAAUAAUUAAAAAGAGUAGUGGUUUCUCUGGCAAGGGAUUCAAGUUUGAUGAAACAGAACAGGCGUUAGCCAACGAGAGGAAGAAGUUACAGAAAGCUGCUCUUGGCCUGCAGGAUUCAGAUGAUGAGGAUGCUGCAGUCGAUAUUGAUGAACAGAUUGAGAGCAUGUUUAAUUCAAAGAAGAGAGUAAAAGACAUGGCUGCACCUGGCACAUCUAGUGUGCCUGCCCCAACCGCAGGCAACGCUGAGAAGCUAGAGAUUGCCAAGAGGCUGGCUCUUAGAAUCAACGCUCAGAAAAACCUAGGCAUCGAGUCUCAGGUAGAUGUGAUGCAGCAAGCCACCAAUGCCAUUCUCAGAGGGGGCACCAUUCUGGCUCCCACGGUGUCGGCAAAAACCAUUGCAGAACAGCUUGCUGAAAAGAUCAAUGCCAAGCUCAAUUAUGUGCCUUUGGAGAAACAGGAAGAGGAGAGGCAGGAGGGUGGGCAGAGCGAAUCUUUCAAGAGAUACGAGGAAGAGUUAGAAAUUAAUGACUUCCCACAGACGGCGAGAUGGAAAGUCACAUCUAAGGAAGCUCUGCAGAGAAUCAGUGAGUACUCGGAAGCCGCCAUCACCAUCAGAGGCACCUACUUCCCUCCUGGCAAAGAGCCCAAGGAAGGAGAGCGGAAAAUUUACUUGGCGAUUGAAAGUGCCAACGAGCUGGCUGUGCAGAAAGCAAAGGCAGAAAUCACCAGGCUCAUUAAAGAAGAACUGAUCCGACUGCAAAAUUCGUACCAACCAACAAAUAAAGGACGAUACAAAGUAUUAUAAACCACUUGGAGCCACUUUGUACCUGUGCUGGUCUGUGACGUUUACAAUGUAUUGUAAAGUAAGACUCUGAAAUUCUGUCUUGCUUAUUUUUUAAAUACAAGAAACUAGUUGUUCGUUACAGAAGUCGUCUGUCAGUAAGUACUGCCCCACACUGGUCCAAACCCCAUUCCAAUCAGACCUCCUUUCAGAGUGCGAUACUCCUUAAUGUCAACCUUGGAUACCAAUAUUUAAGAGUCUGGAAACAGUGGGGUUUUGUCUUGAAUGUACUAAUAAAGUCUGUCAGUCACUGAGGGUCA